AGAGCCCGCCCACUGGUCUGCGGACUCGCCGGUCAUUCAUGUUCCUGGGCGGCGGGGUCCGCAGAGCGUUUCCUGCCCUGAUGCAUGGUGGUCGGACGAAGGGAUUGUUGGAAAAUUUGGGAGGUAGACCAUGCUCUUAGCCCAGGUGAAUCGAGACACCCAGAGCAUGGAGUUCCAAAGUGUGGAGGGUGACCCACAGCAGGUUACCCUGUGUCUGACGGAGGCUGUGACAGUUGCAGACAGUGAUCACAUUGAGGGUAUGGACACAGUGAGUCUGCAGGCAGUCACACUGAUGGAUGGCUCUACUGCAUACAUACAACACAGCCCUAAAGUUUCUCUUACUGACAACAAGAUAAUGGAAGGGCAGGUAAUCCAGUUGGAGGAUGGAUCAGCUGCAUAUGUGCAACAUGUCCCAAUGCCUAAAUCAGUUGGAGAGGGACUAAGACUAGAGGAUGGUCAGGCUGUGCAACUUGAGGAUGGAACAACUGCAUACAUUCAUGCACCCAAAGAAACCUAUGAUCAGGGUGGGUUACAGGCGGUCCAGCUGGAGGAUGGCACUACAGCCUAUAUCCAGCAUAUGCCCCAGUCGAGCACAAUCCUGGCCAUUCAGGCAGAUGGAACAGUGGCGGAUCUGCAGACAGAGGGUACCAUCGACCCUGAGACAAUUAGUGUGCUGGAGCAGUACUCUACCAAGAUGGAGGGUACAGAAUGCGGCACUGGGCUGCUCAGUAGAACCGAUGCUGAUGGCAGUGUUCAUAUGCAGAUUGUCUUGCAGGGUCAGGAGAGCAGGUCUCCCAGAGUGCAGCACAUUGGGGAAAAGUCCUUCCGAUGUGAACAUGAAGGCUGCGGAAAACUGUACACCACUGCGCACCAUCUAAAGGUUCAUGAAAGAUCACACACUGGUGAUAAACCUUACAUAUGUGACCAUCUGGGCUGCGGUAAAAAGUUUGCCACAGGGUAUGGCCUAAAAAGUCAUGUCCGAACACACACUGGUGAAAAACCCUAUCGCUGUCAGGAGCUCAACUGCUGUAAAUCUUUUAAGACAUCUGGAGACCUACAGAAACACACAAGAACACACACAGGGGAGAAGCCCUUCAAAUGUCCGUUUGAAGCAUGUGGGAGGUCUUUCACUACUUCAAAUAUUCGAAAGGUCCACAUCCGAACACACACUGGCGAGCGACCGUACUACUGCUCUGAGCCCAACUGUGGAAGGACUUUUGCCAGUGCCACCAACUACAAAAAUCACAUGAGGAUUCACACUGGAGAGAAGCCAUAUGUCUGCACAGUUCCUGGCUGUGAUAAGCGCUUUACUGAAUACUCUAGUCUCUACAAGCAUCAUGUAGUUCACACUCCCUGUAAGCCCUACAACUGCAACCACUGUGGAAAGACCUACAAGCAGAUCUCCACUUUAGCCAUGCACAAACGCACAGCACACAAUGACACUGAGCCCAUUGAGGAGGAGCAGGAGGCCUACUUUGAACCACCCUCAGAGGCCAUUGAUGACCCUACAUUAACAUUUACCCCUAACGUGGAGGAGGAGGACAGUGGGUCAGAACAUAUUUCAUCAGGAUCAGACAUCAUGAGUCAGCAGCACGUAGCACUCAUAUCUCCAGAUGGAACACAGCAGGUUCUUUCCCACGCAGAUGUGCAAGCAAUGAGUGGCACAAUAACCAUGGUAACACAAGAGGGAACAACUAUAACCAUCCCUGCUCAUGAAGCAAUGCUUUCCCCAGGAGAGGCUCACUCUGUCACCAUGGUUUCAGCAGAUGGCACAGAAGGACAAGUGGCCAUUGUGACGCCCGAUUUAUCCGUAUUCCAGACUGAGGAUGGGGAGUUGGUGCAGGAGCAACAGCAGCCUGUGGUAUCCAGCAGCCCACACCCGGUUACUCUGCUGGCUACCUCCAAUGGCACACACAUAGCAGUUCAGCUCAGUGAUCAACCCUCGCUAGAAGAAGCGAUCAGAAUUGCAUCAAGAAUACAGCAAGGAGAGACCCCUGGUCUGGAUGACUAAGCAUGGUCUUCAAUGAAAUACCAUCAUGAACUUGUGUGGGUGAAUGUGCGUGUGAGUGUUGUGAAUAUCAUGUAUCCUAAAAAUGGAAGGUUUGUAAUGUUUAGCAACAUUAUGAUUGCUCUGUUUCAAGAGGACUGAAGAUAUGAAAAUAUUUUUGUGUGAAAUAAUGUAUAUAAUAAUGUUUUGCAACUGGAGUUUUCUGCUGUAAAUAUUUAUUUGAUUCUCCUAUUGAUUACCUGACUUUUUAGGAUCUUAAUAAAUGAAUGAUCUGAGUGUGUUUCACAAGGAGUAAAUGA
Astyanax mexicanus (Mexican tetra) is the source of this 2307-nucleotide messenger RNA. It is a transcript of the gene znf143b, whose product is annotated as zinc finger protein 143b. Gene Ontology annotation, molecular function: RNA polymerase II cis-regulatory region sequence-specific DNA binding; DNA-binding transcription factor activity, RNA polymerase II-specific. Gene Ontology annotation, cellular component: nucleus. Gene Ontology annotation, biological process: regulation of transcription by RNA polymerase II; central nervous system development. Bases 131 to 2011 code for a protein of 626 amino acids. NCBI's taxonomy places the organism in Eukaryota, Metazoa, Chordata, Actinopteri, Characiformes, Acestrorhamphidae. The record is from RefSeq and is a predicted model, not a curated record. The transcript is spliced from 16 exons.